UGGGUUUCGGAAUCUCUGUCGUCUCACACACUGCCCGCCAACUGAUUGUACUCUCUCCGUCUCUCCCACGCACAACCGCGCGGGUGUACCAAAAACCCUAGGUUGUUUCCCUAUUACUUUUUCUACAACAACUCUAUUAAGAUGGCCUUUCGAGAAGCUUUGUAGCUGCGGAGUCCGUCGCUUGAUAUUUACGAUUAUGGCUCACUCUGAAAUCCUUUCAAAAAACGGCGCUCAAAAGACGGAGUGGUCGGAGGAGUUCGAGCGCAUGCCCCUCAAACAGCGCCUCAAGUUGCUGUUCGCGAGCAAUCGCAUCUCCGUCGACUCGGAAUUGAAAUCUGAGCAACUUCAGAACAAAUGCCAUUUGGGAGAUUUUAACCAUGAAAAGGACUCUGAACAUAAGUGCGUGAAAUCAAGUCAUGUUCCUGCUGCUGGAGUAUCUGAGAAAGGUGGUUCAGUUGGGAGAAGUUCUCUUCAAGAAUCGCUGGUUGUUGAAAAUCCUAUCAAAGUGAAGACCGAAGAUGGUGAAAACGGUGUGGAGAGUUGUUUGGGGGCCUGUAUGAAUAUCUCAAACGGUGUUGGGAUCGAAGCUGAGACGAGGCUUGAAUUUCUGGACGAACUGGAUCAUGUGGUUCUAAAAGAACGACUAAGGAGGCUGGUAGCAAGUGAAAGCUUGGGAUUGUCUUCGCCAGUGCUGGAGGCAUCGUGUUAUCUAUCUGGUGAUAGUCGAAUUGUGCAAACUCCACAUAUACCGAGCUUAGCAAAUGUUAAAGUUGAACCUCCAAAUCCUGAUGAAUUUCGGAGUUCGAAUGUCAGUACUGUGGAUCAAAUGUCAUAUAGUAACUUUGUCCUUGUGAAAGCUGAAGUUCAGACUGCUGGUGAUGCACAUGAAGAUGACUUGGAUCAUAUGUUGUUGAGGGAGCGAAUGAAAUUGUUGUCAUCGAGAAAUGCUCCUAGUUUGAACACCGACCAAAGUCCAAAAUCUAUGAGCAAAAUGAUGUAUUCUGCCUCCGGUUGUAGACUAGAUCGAUCAAAAGAUUCAAAACCUGCCCAUCUGAAAAUCAACCGCCCAAGGAAAAGACGAAAAACUGCCACGGAUUCAGUUGAAACUGCAAUGGAAGAAGAUGCCCCUGGACUCUUGCAGGUAUUGAUUGACAAAGGUGUUACAGUUGAUGAAAUUAAGCUUUAUGGUGAACCAGAAAGCAAUGAUGCUUUGGAUGAUUCAUCCACGGAAGACAGCUUUGGGGAGCUCGAAGAAGUCAUAACAAAGCUUUUCUCUCAGAGGGAAUCUUUAUUGAAGUAUGCUCCAUUGCGAUGCUCAAAGGGGGAGAGGGUUAAUUACUGUUUGGAAUGUUUGUUCUCACUUGUGGAGCAGGCUCGAUAUUUACAGUUUCGACGUUGGCCGGUUGAAUGGGGAUGGUGCCGUGAUCUCCAAUCAUUUAUCUUUGUCUUUGAAAGGCACAACAGGAUAGUGCUUGAACGUCCCGAGUAUGGUUAUGCGACAUACUUUUUUGAAUUGGCAGAUUCAUUGCCUAUAGCUUGGCAAAUCAAACGACUAGUUACUGCAAUGAAGCUUACUAGCUGUAGUAGGAUUACUUUAAUUGAGAACAGAGCACUGAUGGUUGGUGAUGAUUUGAGCGAGGGAGAAGCAAAGGUGUUGAUGGAAUAUGGUUGGAUACCAAACACUGGUCUUGGCUCAAUGCUCAACUACUAUGACCGGGUUUUUCAUGACAGGAGGAAUGAGAAGGAUGGAUCUGAGUGGAGAUCGAAGAUUGGGAAGUUGCUUAUGGAUGGAUAUAACGGAGGUACCAUAAUCUCUACUGCUAUCCCUACAAAGGUCAUGGAAUACAAUGCUGCUAAUGCUGUGGAAAUUAAGCUAGAACUUAGUUGAGGUUAGUUUAAACUGUAAAUUUUUGUCAAUAUACAGAGCAGCAUGUAGUAGUUCCAGGUUCAUGAUUAGGUUUGAAACAGAAGAUACUUCUUUUGUUCUAACCUCUGUUCAAAUUAAUUAAUUGGAAAUUAGUAGAGGGAAUCACUUUUUUGUCAUCUGAAACUGUUUAUUACUCCUGGAUGAAAUUAUGAAAAGCUAUGCACUUUUUGUGCACCAGCCAUAUUAGACUCUGUAA
Salvia miltiorrhiza (redroot sage) is the source of this 2123-nucleotide messenger RNA. RefSeq lists its product as uncharacterized. Bases 197 to 1888 code for a protein of 563 amino acids. Lineage: Eukaryota; Viridiplantae; Streptophyta; Magnoliopsida; Lamiales; Lamiaceae. The record is from RefSeq and is a predicted model, not a curated record. The transcript is spliced from 10 exons.